Adineta ricciae is the source of this 1302-nucleotide messenger RNA. The record is from the annotation of a GenBank genome assembly. Lineage: Eukaryota; Metazoa; Rotifera; Eurotatoria; Adinetida; Adinetidae.
AUGAAUGAUAAUAUUGAACAAGAUUUAUCAAAUACUAAUUCGACAAAUGGUUAUGUUCGUCUUUCAACUGAUGAUAAUCAAAUAAAUCGAAACUAUGUCAUUUUAACUUACAAACAAAUUUUAACUGUUGUUUCAUGUGUAUUAACAAUAAUUAUUCUUUUAUUGGUUACAAUUGUGAUCAUCUUUGUCAAAACAAACAAUCAAACUAUUUAUACAACAUAUAACACAACAUCGGGAACAACAAUAACAACAACAGAAACAUCAACAAUAGAAUUAACAACAUCAACAAAAACAACAACUAAAAUUUUAUCAAAAAUUGAAACAUCAACAACGCAAAGUGUAUUAUCAUCAUCUUGUCCCAUUCCAAUUACGAACGCUGAAUGGAACCAAAAAAGUAUUAUUUUUGUAAAUCCUCUUGCUCGGUGUCUUUUAAAUGAAAAUGGACUUUGUCGACCACAAGAUUUAUUUAUUGAUAAUAUGCAUGAUAAUCUUUAUGUUGUUGAUACACAGAAUAAUCGUAUACAAAAAUAUUCAUUAACUGAACCAUAUGAUCCACAACAAGGUGCAGUUGGUCUAACUGUUGCUUCGAAAAAUCUUAUUGAACCUCAAAGUAUAUUUGUUGAUAAUGAAACAGAAGAUAUGUAUAUAUUAGAUCAUAUAACUAAAAUAACACAACGAUCAUUUGAUUCAGGUUAUCGUGUUCAUUUAUGGAAAAAAAAUGAUCAAACUGGAAGAAUAUUAUUUAGUGAAGUAGUAGGUGAAUAUGGAUUUGGAAAGAAUCAAGCAUCAUACCUAACAUUAGAUAAAGAAAUGAAUAUUUAUGUUGGAACAAAAUUUUAUAUAAAAAAAUGGUUAUUUUCAAGUAAUUAUACUAAAAAAAUGCACGUAGCAGGAAAGACUGGAGCAGAAGCAAGUGGCCCAAGUGAUUUAUGGGAUCCGUAUGCCUUUUAUGUUGAUGACGAUUUAACAUUAUACAUUGCUGAUUGGCAAAAUAAACGAAUUCAAAAAUGGUUAUUUAAUGCAACUGAAGGUAUUACUCUUGCAAGUAAUUUACUAUAUGUUUAUGGAUUAACAAUGGGUUGUAAUGGAUAUCUUUAUUAUACUGAUGUUUAUGAUCACUCAAUAUUUCAAUUAAAUUUAAAGAAUAAUGAGAAAACAAGAGUUAUUGGUGAUGGAAGUCAGAGGCCUCUAAAGAAAAUGCUAUUUGCAACGGUGAUGAAAUUUGAUAAAUUUGGAAAUAUUUUCGUCAUCGAUAGUGAUUCGGGAUAUCGAAUACGGAAAUUUUCGAUUAUACAAAAAUAA